AUUUGCAUUAGGAUACCUUUCAUCAAUGUUUAAAUAUUCCUUCCAAUCCAUUCGGUAACACAACAACCGGAAUCAUUAUUAAUUUUGGACGCUUAGGAGUUGAACAUCAGCUGCAAAACAAGAUGCUGGGUGCCAAAUACAAACACAGCUCUGAACUUCAUGAGAUCAUUCUGGUAAAUUAAGCAAAGCACCCUCCAUUCUUUUCCAAAGCAUGAGCUGUCUGAGAUUGCACACAUACUUAUAGCAACUGUUAUUGUUACUAAUGGUAUACAGAAAGGUCAAUAAUGUGUAUGCUACUAAACUCCCUCAUUUAGCAAUGCCAACGGUUUCCUAGAAUAAGUUCAUUUUGCACCAUGCCCUAGAAUAUUUGGACAACAAUCCAAAUACCCUUGUCUCUACGAGUUCUAGCAUUAAAACUUCGUACUGCGUUCCUAACUUAUUGUUUUGAAGAAUCAGACUAUUAAUUGCUCGUUGAUGAAAUCAAGCAGAAAAGGCCAUGAAGUAUUAGUUCUUGGAAGUGCUUGCAAUUCUUCAAAGGUAGGCUUAAUUGUUAGAAGGCGAAACAGGUAUAUAGAGAGUUUUCUAUCCAGCCGAUUUUACAGUAUACACGCCAACUGCCGAAGAUGAAGAAAAUCGGAGCUGUAUUAGUGAUUGCCUUCUUCGUAACAAACAGCACAGCAUUUCCAUUUUGGUUCAAUCGGCUCGGUAAUGAUUUUAAUGACCUCUUUGUGAGAAGUCUUGACGAUGUUUUAACACCCGAUGAAGAUUCGAUUCUCGACAUUUUUGAUCCUGCUGAAUCGUUCCAAGCACCAAUGAAAAUAUUUAUGUCACCACUAGGCACUGGCUUGACUAAACACCCCGAAUUUGACGAUUUCAACGUAUUGAAGGAGGACAUUUCUUUGCCAACAGCCACUCCGUGCAGGAAGGGGUUAUCUCCAGCAGUCCAAGAAGACCUACCUCUUCCAUACAUCCCGAACUACAGUGUAGUGGCUGCUCCGUUUAACACUCCAGGUCAUCAAAUUUUGGGCCUGUUACCAAAAAACGAACAACUUACUGCGAACUUUCUCUGGGUCGACGACGUCAAAAUACCUGAAGUUUCUCAGUUAGUCCUGGCCUUGCCAAACGGCCAGGUUUUGCCAGAAAAAUUUGAGCUCAUCGUUAUCAAGUUUAAAACCGAACCUCUACCUCACAACGCCCGGAUUGUAGGCUACAAUUUUCCACGGUUACGCUAUCCAGGGGGCUUCUUCAAUCCAAUCAAUUCACAUCUUGUAGCAGUUCGAUACAAUCGGAAAUCUGAAUUUUCGGCGGCUUCCUACGUGUGCUUGGGCUUCCUUCCUAAUUCGCAUCCGUUGUCUUACUCUCUCGCUACGCAACAAGUGCAAUCGCGCGUUCCGCCUGCCAUUCCUUCCAAGACGAAUCAGCCGUCAUUUCGGAACACGGUAGUUCAACAGCAGAUGCCUAUGUUGUCAAUCCCUCCACUGGAAUUCCUACGGCCUUCAGCUGUUGACUUUGUAACUCCGCCAUCACCGCUUCCUCUUACUCGUACUGCCGAAAAGAUUCUACUCCGCUCUCUGGAACAGUUCACGGAAAGACAUCCGGAAACGCCACUAUUCCAAGUGCCAGACAGUUUUGAACUUUCAGCUGUUCGGCCUGAAAUUUUCGUCCAUUCACGUGAAAGAAACCGUCCAAUCGGCAUAGUUCCAAAAUCUGUACCGCUUCAGUCCAAUCUGUUACCUCUUAUGGGCCCUCCAAAUCACGACGAUAUGGAGAACAUCUGGGCCGAAUUUCAGGUGGUAGUUGCAAUGGACACUAGUUCGUCGCUUCCUCCUUUCUUCCAGCCUUUUAUCUUGGUUAAAAGUAUUCAAGGUGACCUGUCGGAAAACGGAGUAAAAUUGCCAGUUAUUAUCAGCAUCAAUGACGAAGACAACGGAAAGUCUUCCUAUCAAAUUGUUCUGGUUCGAAAUCCAUACGAACCGAUUCCUGUUCAUCCUUACUUUAUUAUGUGCAUGAUUCCCAAGAUUCAGAAGGAGCUAACGUCUCCAGUGACCACCACAAAAACUCCUUUGUCGAACGCGGAUGCUCUAGACAACCCUGCCAUCCAUCCGAGAAUGACUGCCACCACUACGUCUAAACCGUAUAUUACUGAGACAACUAAAUCAUCUAUUCCUACUGCCAAGAAGACUGAGCCAGCCCAUGAAAACGGACGUGACGAUAUGGCUGCCAACGCCAGCCAAUCGAACCAGGUCGAGGGUCAGCCUCUGCCGUCGAAAAAAUCAUGGAAAUAUCGUUUUUCUUUCAUGGAACCAUCAGUAAAAGUCAUUAAAAGGGAAGAAGCUACAACUCAACGUUCUAUCUUGUCAUACUUUUGGUACUGACACUCGCCGCGCUAUUCUUUUCAUUAUUUGUAACGCCUUUUAUUGCCAUGUUUGAAAGACGGAUAGUAAUACUUUGUAUCCAUAACGCGGGCGUAAUAAUUCUCCCUAGUUCCCGUUUGCAGAAGACUUGCAAUAAUUCAACACGCAAUUUUUUC
Molecule: messenger RNA, 2530 nt
Organism: Daphnia carinata
Lineage: Eukaryota; Metazoa; Arthropoda; Branchiopoda; Diplostraca; Daphniidae
Exons: 3
Coding region: 624-2375 (583 amino acids)
Source: RefSeq, a predicted model, not a curated record